AGACAUCUGCCUCUGUUGGGCUAUGUGCAGCUGCUAGAGCUGUUUAAGUUGAAGAUAGUGGAAGUCUCUUCAAAACCACUUCUUGACUCUAGCACCUUCUUUUCGGGACGCAUCGGGAGGUAGUAUUCCUUGGAGGCGACCCUUCGCAGGCAGCUAAGAACCUAAUUGUUGCCUACAUAAAAGCGUCCUCUAGCGCUUCCCCUUGUCUUUCAAUAAAUAAUUCGGUUACGCGUCCUCUUCCGCUACGAUGCCUGGUUUUACUGAAGACGAGGUAAAUAAGGCUGCAGGUGCUGAUAGCGAAAAUAUGACGCUUGAAAGGGAAAACCGGAAGCCCUUUGAUGAAGAUGAUGAAGAAGGAAUGGACCUGAAGGCAAGGGCGCUGACAAAGUUGUUGAAAACCAGUUCCGUAUUUGUAGCGAUAAUGGCAGAAAAAAUGAAAGAACAGCGAAAAAGACAACAAGAAGAAGCACGCAAGGCGGAGGCAAAGCGACGUGCGGCGGCAGAAAGGCAAAAGAAGCCUGUAGAGCCCGCUAUCAGUACCAGACGAGAAACUAGAGCAAGCCAGCAACAGUCUAAAGAGUCAGAGACUGGUACAGGUCGUAAGGAUUCGCUUGUGGGACUUCAAUCAAGUACUCCAACAAGAUUACCCACUCGGGCCCGAACGAAGAAAGCCGCCGGCGGAAAUUCUAUUUCGAACUACUUCAAAAAGGCCGAUGUUGAGAUAGCAGAAGAUAACCCAACUGUUCAGGAAGCUCUUGCUAAAGCUGCUGAUGAGUUCGAAGCUAAUCCUGCUACAUUGGGAGAGCAGGACCUUGUGGCAACUCAUCAACCAGCCCUAGUCACGGGCGGAAAAAUGAGAGAAUACCAGCUAGAAGGCUUAGAAUGGUUGAAGUCCCUUUGGAUGAAUGGACUAUGCGGGAUUCUCGCAGACGAGAUGGGCCUAGGGAAGACAGUCCAGGCUAUAUCCCUCAUUGCGUUCUUCAAGGAACAUAGUGUUUCAGGCCCUUUCCUGGUUGCUGCACCGCUUAGCACGGUGAGCAAUUGGGUCAAUGAAUUCGCUCGCUGGACUCCUGGAAUCGAAACUGUUCUAUACCAUGGCACAAAGGAGGAGCGCGCCCAGAUCAGAAGGGAGCGGAUGAAGAUGCAGCAUCAAAAGCAAAUGGAUUUUCCUGUUGUUUGCACUUCAUAUGAGAUCUGUAUGAAUGACCGGAAAUUCCUUGCAAACUAUCAAUGGAAAUAUAUCAUUGUUGACGAGGGCCACCGGCUCAAAAAUAUGAACUGCAGACUCAUAAAAGAACUGAUGACGUACAAUUCUGCUAAUCGCCUACUGAUAACAGGGACUCCCUUGCAGAAUAAUAUCGCAGAGUUAUGGUCUCUUUUACAUUUUUUACUUCCGGAGGUUUUUAAUGACCUCGAUAGCUUUCAGAAUUGGUUUGAUUUCUCGUCAGUUUUAGAUGCUUCUGGGCAAAAGGAUGUUAUCGAAAGACGCAAAAAGAACCUGGUGUCGACGAUGCAUGCAAUUUUAAAGCCUUUUUUGCUCCGUCGUGUCAAAACAGACGUGGAAACCGAACUUCCAAAGAAGCGGGAAUACAUACUUUAUGCACCCCUAACGCCAGAACAGAAGGAAUUAUACCUUGCAAUUAUACAGGGUACGAGUCGACAGUACUUGGAGGAUAGGGCGGUGGAAAGGAUCGAAUCUAGAAACGCAUCAGUCAACCCAUCUAGAUCUCAUAGCCUGAAACGGAAGGCUAAUGGAAGCUGCAACUCUACUCCAAAUAAGAGCCUGAAGUCUAGCCGCGAUUCUACGCCCGGAACAGGUCUGACACGAAGUGUUAGAAAGAGGGGAAAGCAAAAUUACAGAGAGAUAAGUGAUCGGGAGUUCAACGCAAAGCUGCGAAUGCUGGAAAAUGGGAUUGAGGAAGAAACGCCGGGAGAAUCUGAAGUCGACGAAAGUGAACUACUGGAGAUUGAGCGAGCAAAAACAAUGAAGCUAGCCAAAAAAGAGAUCGCUUCAAAGAAGCUCCAAAACCCAAUUAUGCAGGCCCGACUCGCCUGCAACUCACCACACAAUUUCUACUGGCCUUGGGAUGAAGAAUCUGACAUCGACGAGUCACUCGUAACUGCAUCCGGCAAAAUGCUCCUCCUAGACCGUCUUGUCCCUUGUCUGCUAUCCAAAGGCCACAAAGUCCUCAUAUUCUCCCAAUUUAAAACGCAACUCGACAUCCUGCAAGACUGGGCAUACCUUCGUAACUGGAACUGUUGCCGCAUAGACGGUGCGGUUAGCCAGGCGGACCGUCAAGCCCAAAUCAAUGCUUUCAAUGCUGACCCGGACUAUAAGAUCUUCUUGCUUAGCACUCGGGCUGGUGGGCUAGGAAUCAACCUCACGGCGGCUGACACGGUGAUUCUUUACGAUUCGGACUGGAACCCACAGCAGGACCUCCAAGCUCAAGAUCGGGCCCACCGUAUCGGGCAAACCAAGCCAGUGAUCGUAUACCGACUAGCGACUAGAGGAACCGUUGAACAAACGCUCCUUGAACGCGCGGAUUCAAAGCGCAGACUGGAGAAACUCGUUAUUCAAAAAGGCAAAUUCAAAAAUCUAUUUGAUGUGCCCCUUUCAGAGCAGAAUGAAGUGGAGGAGUUAAGGAAGAUUCUUGGGGAUGAUGGAUUUCAAGUUUUUGACGUUGGUGCUGGAACGAGACCAGAAUCGUUGCUGUCCAAAAAAGAGCUUGAGAUACUGACAGAUAGAAGUGAAGAGGCUUAUGCCAGGGCUGAAAAGGGCUUGGAUAGGAGUGGGAAUGCGUUUUUGGCUGUCAAGAGUAAGAGGGAAGGUGAUGUUACGGAUAUGCUUGAAAGAUAGACCCGCUGGAUCAGGGCUGUCAUCCACAAAUAUUUAUGCUA
Coccidioides immitis RS is the source of this 2898-nucleotide messenger RNA. RefSeq names its product SNF2 family helicase/ATPase PasG. The coding region runs from base 248 to 2857 and encodes 869 amino acids. The record is from RefSeq and is a predicted model, not a curated record. Gene Ontology annotation, biological process: DNA methylation-dependent constitutive heterochromatin formation; lymphocyte proliferation; negative regulation of gene expression via chromosomal CpG island methylation. The transcript is spliced from 5 exons. Lineage: Eukaryota; Fungi; Ascomycota; Eurotiomycetes; Onygenales; Onygenaceae. Gene Ontology annotation, molecular function: chromatin binding; ATP binding; ATP-dependent chromatin remodeler activity. Gene Ontology annotation, cellular component: nucleus; pericentric heterochromatin.